This is a messenger RNA of Balearica regulorum gibbericeps (East African grey crowned-crane), 1188 nucleotides long. The record is from RefSeq and is a predicted model, not a curated record. Lineage: Eukaryota; Metazoa; Chordata; Aves; Gruiformes; Gruidae.
AUGGCUGCUGAGAGUCUCUCUGGGGAUCAGGGUGGCUGGGGGCGUACUGGAGUCCUCUGGGAGCAGGAUUUUAGAAUUCUUGGUGAAGACAGGAAUAGUUUGGCUGAACAUGGCAACGUCAGUUUUGCCAGAGCAUGGGCGUCCCGAGAGUUCAAGCAGUAUGUUUUUGACAGCAAUAGUGAAGAACUGGAAGACUGGUUAAUUAACAUACAAAAAUGGAGUAUUUACCAGUGGAGCUUUUACCAGAUUCGUGCAUCUAUGAAAAUUCCUCCAAGAAUUCCACACAAAUUAGAAGCUAGCUUGUUACAUGCAACGGGUGCAGAUCUUGCCUUUCCUGCUUCAGUCCAUGACAAUAUAGUUUGCAGUAAAACAUUUCAGAUUCUUUACAAAAAUGAGGAAGUUUCUGUGAAUGAUGUGAUGAUUUUCAAAAUAAAAAUGCUGUUAGAUGAGAGGAAGAUUGAGGAGUCUCUUAAUGAAAUGAAUUUUCUGCUAACAUUAGAUCUACACUUCACGGAUACAGACUAUUCACCAGAUGACCUGAGCACACUACAGCCAAUUAGUAGCCGAACUUUAAAGUUGCACUUUAACUUACACCGGGGCCUUCAUCAUUACGUCAAUGUUAUGUUUGAUUACUUCCACCUUUCUGUCAUAUCAGUUAUAGUCCAUGCUUCUUUGGUUGCUCUGCAUCAGCCGUUGAUAAGUUUUCCUCGCCCAGUGAAGAAUACAUGGUUGAACAGGAAUGCACCAGCACAAAACAGGGACUCUGUGAUUCCUUCUCUUGAAAGCGUGGUCUUUGGCAAUAACUACACAAAACAGUUAUCAGCAGAUGGAUGCAGUUUUGUUGUUUCAGAGUCUUUCCUCAGCCAUGCCUAUAAUUUCCACUAUACGCUUUGUGCUAGUUUGCUGCUUGCUUUCAAAGGGUUACACAGCUAUUUCAUUAUGAUAACAAAGGAGCUCCCCUCUACUCACCGAAUUGAACUGGAAAACAUAGAUGUAGAAGUUCGUCUUACAGAAUUGUGUGAAGAAGUAAAGAAAAUGGAAAACCCUGAUGAACUGGCAGAACUUAUAAAUAUGAAUCUUGCUCAGCUUUGCUCACUUCUAAUGGCUCUCUGGGGGCAAUUUCUGGAGGUCAUUACCUUACAAGAGGAGGUCACAGCAUUGCUCGCACAAGAGCAUCACACAUUAAGA